Messenger RNA from Penicillium malachiteum, 600 nucleotides. RefSeq lists its product as uncharacterized. The coding region runs from base 1 to 600 and encodes 199 amino acids. The record is from RefSeq and is a predicted model, not a curated record. The transcript has 3 exons. NCBI's taxonomy places the organism in Eukaryota, Fungi, Ascomycota, Eurotiomycetes, Eurotiales, Aspergillaceae.
AUGUCCAAAGUAUUCCAUGCUGCUCGCAAUGCUCUGAGACUAGCAGAAACAGAGGCGGCUCUGUAUAGUGCAUUAGUAACCCUCCAGGGUAAUAUGCCGGACACAGUGGUCCAAGCAGUCGCGAAAGCAGACGAGCAGAAGACCAAGUCCACACGCAUGGAGGAGUGGUCCAAGCUUCCUUUACGAGAUUGGCCCGAUAUGGGGAACUGGAUGGGUGCUGUCUCUGACCAAUUCACGAUCAACCAGGUGCCAUCCAGUGUUUCUGUAGCUCCAGGGCCGGUCGCCGGAAUCCAAAUCACCCCGAGCCACAGGCGAGCCCCCAGCUCCACAGACUUGGAACUCCAUGGGAUCUCAACACCUUUUGCCUGGCAGCCCCAGGACGAUCAUUCUAUACGGAGUCCGUAUGCAGGCCAUAUACGGUCCCAAGACGCUGGAUCCUCCCCAGCAUAUUCACAUCAUACUGUUCCCGGGGGCACCGACGGUGUUGCGCCCUCACUGAUUGAUAUUUCUAGCGAGCACCUCGUGGGAGUUACUAGCAGUGAACCUGUGAGAGCCAAGGCUGAUGAGCUAUCCAGAGUGAGAUCCAGCAUAUACUUUUGA